Molecule: messenger RNA, 1521 nt
Organism: Rotaria socialis
Lineage: Eukaryota; Metazoa; Rotifera; Eurotatoria; Philodinida; Philodinidae
Source: the annotation of a GenBank genome assembly
AUGCCAAUGGGAGGAAGUACAUUAGCCAACAAAGCAAGUCGCUUCAAUUCGAAAGCUUCCGAUGACACGCCAGGGCCCGGUGCUUAUGAAUUAGAUUCAAUACAAACAGCUCGUUCUAUUAUCGUUGAUAAUGUCAAACAUCCGCGUCAUCAUACAUUUAGUUUUAAUGGAAAAUUAGUUCCACCUUCAAUACCGGAUCCAAAAUUUGCGUUCGGUUUUGAAGAAGAUGGUAGAGGAAAACUUGUACCACAACAUCCGCCUGAACGAGAUGCAAGUUUAGGUCCUGCUUUUUAUAAUUCAUCAUCGUCUCUAGAACAUGAUACAACCAAACAUUAUCAGGGUGUCCAUUUUGGUAAAUAUUCGAGUAAACGUACAGAUUUUUCGGGCAAAUCAGGUCCUGGUCCAGGUGAUUAUGAUCUAAAUGAACCAUUUAAACUUGAAGUUCAACAUAUGAAUUUGAAACAAUGGGAUAAACGACCAGAAUUACAAGUACCACGAUAUCCUGAUGUUCUACUUAAAACAGUUGCUAAAGAUAGUGUUCCCGGACCCGGUCAAUAUUUAAUAAAACGUGAUCUUGAUCCUGAACCAUCGAAAAAUGAUAUAACAGGACUUGAAUUUGAACGACCACCAUUUGGUUCACAAACUAAACGUUUUGAAAAACCGAUAUCUGAAAUUCCCGGUCCUGCGACCUAUGAUGAUAAAAUUGUAACAGCGUUUAGUUCUAUUUUCAACAAGCCAACAAGUCUUAAACGAACACCCUUUAAUCAAACAGCCGCUCGAUUUCUUUCAUUUGAUUACAAGUCAUCAAGUGCACCCGGUCCUGGUCAAUAUCGUAUAUCUAGUUUUGCUGAUGACAAUUUACGUCGAGCUGUUCUUGAAGGUGGUAAAAAACCACCAUUUAAUGUUGCUUCCAUGCGUCGAUUAAUGAUAACACGUAACGAUGCCUCUCAAACACCUGGUCCUAGUAGUUAUAACAUUAAAACUCGACCAUUUAAACCAAUAAUGCAACAACCAUCAGCUAACUUUAUUUCUCAUACUGCUAGAGAACCUAUCAUUGAAGACAUACCCGGUCCAACAGCGUAUGAUGUUCCACGUGCUUAUCAAGCAUUGACGUCUCAACAUCGAAAAUCACCACGCUCAAAGAAUGCUCGUAUACGGCAUAGUCAAUUCUUAAGCGCCGCCAAACGAACAUUUGCUAGUGAAAUUUCAAGUGAUACACCUGGACCCGGUGCAUACGAUAGUUUGAUCUCUCCACGUACACAAGGUUAUGCGCCUGUAAAAGCACAACGUUUUCACUAUGAAGUGGAAAAAUUACCGGGUCCUGCUGAUUAUGAACUCUCACCACUUAUGCAAGACACUGUUCUUCGUGGAACAUUCAAUUCGAAAUUAAAUAAUCCUAUAUUAGCUAAAUUAAAAAGUCGCGCAUUAAGAGAUGACCAAUCACUUCUUUUUGAAUCAAGUUCUACUACAAAAUUACCAGUUACCGGUGAAUCUACUGGUGACAUAGGCGCGCAAGCAUAA